AUGUCAAAUGCUGUAGUUUUAUUUAUAUCAUUAUCAGUGUACUUUAUUGUUGCAAUAUUAUAUGGUGCAGAAGUUUUCAGCAAAUAUGAAGAAACAUUUAUGUUUAGUUUAAUAUUAACAACACUUACAAUUUAUCCACCUUGUAUUACAUUAAGCCAUAAUAGUGUUUGGGCUCUCAUUUUGGGAAGUAAACCUCACAAUAAAUUAGAAGAGCUACAUUAUCAGAAUAUUUACCUGACUGUAUUAGGAGCAUGGCUUGGAGCAUUCGUCAUACCUUUAGAUUGGGAUCGUCCUUGGCAAAUUUGGCCUAUUCCAUGCUCUUUUGAUGAUUGCAUAUUAUCUUGGACAUGCUCAUUGACAUCUAAAUAUUAUGCGUAA
This is a messenger RNA of Pediculus humanus corporis (human body louse), 378 nucleotides long. RefSeq names its product Phosphatidylinositol-glycan biosynthesis class F protein, putative. NCBI's taxonomy places the organism in Eukaryota, Metazoa, Arthropoda, Insecta, Psocodea, Pediculidae. The record is from RefSeq and is a predicted model, not a curated record. Gene Ontology annotation, biological process: GPI anchor biosynthetic process. Gene Ontology annotation, cellular component: endoplasmic reticulum membrane. The coding region runs from base 1 to 378 and encodes 125 amino acids. The transcript has 3 exons.